Molecule: messenger RNA, 864 nt
Organism: Aegilops tauschii subsp. strangulata
Lineage: Eukaryota; Viridiplantae; Streptophyta; Magnoliopsida; Poales; Poaceae
Product: basic blue protein
Cellular component (GO): plasma membrane
Molecular function (GO): electron transfer activity
Source: RefSeq, a predicted model, not a curated record
UGCGUUCCUCCGCUCCCCGCCACCGACUAGCUCGGUAGCCAAAGCAAAAGCACCGCAACCUGCCAACGCCGGAGCGGGAGCGGCGGCCGGAUUCACGCGCACCAACUCCACCCGCGCGCGCUCCUCAACACUACUGCCACUAAAUACUCAAUGCCUAGCUAGCUCGGCCGCGCAAGCACGCGCUAUAAGAGGCCACGCCGGUGCGCGGCAACCGGCAGCUCGUUCGAUCUUGCCUGCGACUUCGAAGCUGACUGUCACCGUCACUAGUAGUGUAUUGCGUCGAUGGCUCUGGGAAGAGGCAGUGCGAGGAACGGCGCCGCGGUCCUCCGCGCGGCGGCGCUGCUGCUCGGCUUGCUCGCGAUGAGCGCCGAGGCGGCCAAGUACACGGUCGGCGACUACGGGGGCUGGAAGUUCAACGUCGCCGGGUGGGCCAAGGGCAGGACCUUCCGCGCCGGCGACGUGCUCGAGUUCAAGUACAACGGGGCGGUGCACGACGUGGCGGCCGUGGACGCGGCGGCGUACCAGAGCUGUGUGGUGCCCAAGGGCAAAAGGGCGCUGAGCAGCGGGCACGACAAGGUGAGGCUGGUCAAGGGGAUGCACUACUUCGUCUGCACCGUGCGCGGGCACUGCAAGGCCAACAUGAAGAUCGCUGUCAGGGUCAUCUAGGGACCAGAAGUGGCUAGUGACUUGUUACCACAUUCAGAUCAGAUCGAUCCAAAGCUUUCGACUAAAGCCUUUUAGUUUGCUUAAUGCUUAAACCAACUGUUAGUUUGCUUCCCAUUGCCGUGCACUCUUGUUCUAGAUGCAGCAACCGCGAGUUACAAUUCCUGUUAAUUUGAAUAUGGGUCUAAAGCUUUCUGAAAA